AUGCAAAUUCCACAUGCAACAAAUCUCUCUCUCCCUCUCCCUCUCUUUCUCUCUCUCUCUCUCUCUCUAGCGUUUUUUUUCUUCUUUUUCUUUUUUUUUUUUUUUCACAUUCUUUUUUAUUCUUUGUUUUUUUUUCUUUUUCUUCAUUCUUUCUUGCUAUUUCGUUCAUUCUUUCGCUUGUUCGAUUUUAAUUUGAUCUUUUUCAUUUUAUUUUUUUUCCCGAUAUUUAUCUGCCUCUCCUUAUCAUUAUUUCAUUUCCAUGUAUUUACUUUUUCUCUUUUGUAUUUUGUUCUCUUUUCUCUUCGUUUCCUCUUUCUUUAUUCACCAUUUAUUGUAAACUCGCCAUCUUCGCUCGCUAUGGCCUCGCAACAAAAAACUUUUUACUUUUUUUUCAUGAUUUUACAUUCCGUCUUCUUUUCUUUCAUUCCACUUCUUACUCUCUCUCCCCCCUCUCUCUCUUUCUUUCUUUCAUCGUUCAAUGAUUUUACAUGCCGUCUUCUUUCCUUUCAUUUUAAUUCUUACUCUCUCUCUCUCUCUCUCUCUCUCUCUCUUUCUUUCAUCGUUCAAUGA
Acanthosepion pharaonis is the source of this 570-nucleotide messenger RNA. Lineage: Eukaryota; Metazoa; Mollusca; Cephalopoda; Sepiida; Sepiidae. The record is from the annotation of a GenBank genome assembly.